GAGACGCCCCGCCCCCGCGCGGCGCUGCGGAACCGGAGCUCCGGGCGGCGUCGGCAGAGGCGCGGGAGUCGGUGAGGCCGGGACAUAGGACCCGGCGCGGCGACCGCAGCGAGAGCGGCGGGGACGGAGCAGACCACGACGAAGGCGCACAGGCGGCCGGGCCGGGCCAGGCCACGGGGAGAGCGGCCGCCGGGAAACGGGCGGGAAGCCGGGCGGGCAGCAGGCAGCCGCCGAGCCGCGAAGCGACAUGGUGCUGCUCAAGGAGUAUCGAGUCAUCCUGCCUGUGUCUGUAGAUGAGUAUCAAGUAGGCCAGCUGUAUUCUGUGGCUGAGGCCAGCAAAAAUGAAACGGGUGGUGGUGAAGGCGUGGAAGUCCUGGUGAACGAGCCCUAUGAGAAGGACGGUGAAAAAGGCCAGUACACACACAAGAUCUACCAUUUACAGAGCAAAGUACCCACGUUUGUUCGAAUGCUGGCCCCAGAGGGAGCCCUGAAUAUACAUGAGAAAGCAUGGAAUGCCUACCCUUAUUGCAGAACUGUUAUUACAAAUGAGUACAUGAAGGAAGACUUUCUGAUUAAAAUUGAAACCUGGCACAAACCAGAUCUUGGCACCCAGGAGAACGUGCAUAAACUGGAGCCUGAGACCUGGAAACAUGUGGAAGCCAUAUAUAUAGACAUUGCAGAUCGAAGCCAAGUACUUAGCAAGGAUUACAAGGCAGAAGAAGACCCAGCAAAAUUUAAAUCUAUCAAAACAGGCCGAGGACCCUUGGGCCCCAAUUGGAAGCAAGAACUUGUAAAUCAGAAAGACUGCCCAUACAUGUGUGCAUACAAACUGGUUACUGUCAAGUUCAAGUGGUGGGGCCUGCAGAACAAAGUGGAAAACUUUAUACAUAAGCAAGAGAAGCGUCUGUUUACAAACUUCCACAGGCAGCUGUUCUGUUGGCUCGAUAAGUGGGUUGACCUGACUAUGGACGACAUUCGAAGGAUGGAAGAAGAGACAAAGAAACAGCUGGAUGAGAUGAGACAAAAGGACCCAGUGAAAGGAAUGACAGCGGAUGACUAAAGCCACCUCCCCCUUCUGCACUUUUUGCAAGACAGUGGUCAACAGGAAGGCCCAGCAGCUCCACUCUCCCGAGUGACAGGCCAUCUUCGGACCCAGCCUUUCCGUGCACAUUCUUCAGGCAACUUUCGAUCCCUUACUGUAGCUAAUUCUAGAUGCCCUUUAAUAUUGUGAACAAAUAGACCGUCUGGUAUUAUGAAGCCGUGUGUGCAGGAGCCAGCUGCUCCUCUGAGAUAUGUGGCGUGUAGGUUGCUGUAUUUACAGCUCUUCCUCUCCAACCAUUGUAUUCUCAACCCAUUUCUGUGUGCCACCCCCCCCUUUAUUUCCAAGUGACAUUUUUAGUCUAUCGAAAUAGCUGCCCUUUGUGAUGUGGUGAUUUAAAUGAUUUAAGUUUGUUUGUUUUCAACCUUGGGAUAAACUGAGGUAUUUUGCUUCCUGACAGAUCUCUGCAAUUUUGAGUGCUCACCUGGGGAGGGUGAUGAGUUAGAAAUACAGUUUUUCCCCCCUAGGUUCCGCAGAACAGCAAUGUGGCUUCAUAACUCUGACCUCUGCUCCCAGUAACCCAUUGUUAAGAGUGCUCUAAGCACCAAGGAAAAUACCCAAGGCCCAGCCAGCCUCUGUUUUGAACAUUUAACAAAUACAAAUAACCCCUGCCCCAAGCAUUGCAUCUCUGGUCACUAGUCUCAGAAACACCUAUGGCUUCUCUGUCCUCCUGUUGCCCACUCUGUCUGCAUCUCUGCAGAGCCCGUAACAUGCCCAGGUCAGCCCUAUACCUGGAGGAAACUAUCCAGUGUAGCCCUUAGAAUUGAGUCUGCCCCACAUACACUAAUUAGUCUGCCCCCAAGGAGCUCUAUAUGUCCACGCUCCUCUUCCUGUUUGGGCUGGUGCUGUCACUCAGCAAUAAUCGUCUUUUCUCUGUGCUUUCUUAGAUUCCUGUCCUCUGUCUUUGAGGCUGGUCAGGACACAAGAGUGCUGACCUCUUCAUGCUGCAUAAAACAAGCAUGCAAAAAGCUUCUUCCCAACAGAAAACAUUCCCUCGUCUCCAGUUGCUAGAAAGGAUCUGGGGAUCAAGAACUCAGCCCGUCCUGCCCCCGUGCUGAGUUCUGUCCUGGACAAUCAAGAGCAAGUAGUGACUGUGGUACAGAACUCUACCAAAAUAGGCCAGUGAGAGUCCAGGCUCCAGGAAAAUAGAAGCUGCAGAGUGCUUCAGAGUUUCCUACUACUUGGCAGAACCCAAGUAUGCCUUCCCAGUGAGAGAAUCAGAUAGCUGUGGUGUCACCUGACAUUUCCCAAACUUUGUGAAGUAUGUCGGCCAAGUGUGCAGUGAUCCAAGCCAUGCUAGCCUGGGCGCAGCUGCUAAUGAGAGAUCAAAUCUCUGUUGAGGGAGCGAGAAGUAGGAUGGGAUAAUUUAUCCUCAUGUUUUUGUCAGUUUGUUUUGCCUUACUCACUUCUAAGUGCAAUAAGGAAGUGUCUCACAGGAUUGCACCUGUGACAUCCUGAAUGCUGCUUCCCUGGGGCCCACCUGGGGCCAAAGUAGACAGACUCAGACCCCUUAGCAUGGUUAGCUCUGACCAUCGAGGCCCCUUUGGGACCAGGAUAUGUCCUGUUACCCUUCCUUUCAGUCUCACCUUCUGGGGCCUAUAGUAGCAAUGGAUCUGGCGCUGUUCAGUUGGUUAUUAACAUCCCAACUGCUAGUAGCAUUUAUUUGACUGGGAAAGUUGAAGAAGCAUUCCUACUGGAGAAAAAUGUAAAUGUUUUCCUGCAAGCUUUGUAUUAGCUAUAAUUAUAUUUGUGCUUAAAGCUCUCCCUUCUUCAACUACAUGAAGUCCAGAUGUGAGUUAUCCUGGGAGAAACAACUGGUGAUAUUCUUAACAGACAGUUGUUUAUGUGGUGCAAGGGUCAGAUGUUAGUCUCCUUCCUUCAGCUCUUCUCUGAGAUCCAUACAUAUCACUCCAGCUCUGGUGGGGGCUCACUCUUUAUCUGCCUUUUCUCUGCUCCCGCCCCUCCACCUGUUGCCCCAGUUUGAAAGCAUCCACAUGAGCUGAGCUAGAAUUCCUGAAGCCAGUUGGAUCUGGGGCUCCAACCCACAUACACAUAAGGAGGGAUGUCCCAGGUCUAUUCCAUCCCCAAGGAUAGUGUUGCUGCUGGGCAACUGUGUUGGCUUCUUUUAAAUACCUCCCCUUUCCUUCUUCACCUCCCCCCAAACUGACUAGCACUCAGAAGGGCUUAUGAUGAAAGGCUCAGCUCCAGGGUAGUACCUGAGGAUGUGCCAUGCCCCUUCAGACCAGCUGCUUCUAGUAGGUUUCCAGGGUCUCAGCCCCAGCUGGAAGCAGCAGUGCCUCUGUAGGAGGGGUGCUGGGCUUUGGCCUUCUUACGGAGAGAGGUCAGGGACAGGGUCAGUAUUGUGGCACGUGUAUAUCUUCCCAAAUUCUCUUACAGUCCCUGCCGGGACUCCCUGACUUAUUUUGGUUGGUUCUUAGUGCUACUUCUUUUACAAAAUACACUUUGUAGAAUUGAUUAGAUUACCUUAUUUAAUGUGAGUUUGUGCCUUUUUGUCUCAAUCUUCCAAUACAGGUAUAUUGGGAAAAAAAGCAGUCUAAUAAAAUUCUAGACAGAG
Messenger RNA from Hipposideros armiger (great roundleaf bat), 3674 nucleotides. It is a transcript of the gene PITPNA, whose product is annotated as phosphatidylinositol transfer protein alpha. Gene Ontology annotation, molecular function: phosphatidylcholine binding; phosphatidylinositol transfer activity; phosphatidylinositol binding. The coding region runs from base 248 to 1060 and encodes 270 amino acids. Gene Ontology annotation, biological process: phospholipid transport. The record is from RefSeq and is a predicted model, not a curated record. The transcript has 12 exons. Gene Ontology annotation, cellular component: cytoplasm. NCBI's taxonomy places the organism in Eukaryota, Metazoa, Chordata, Mammalia, Chiroptera, Hipposideridae.